AUGCUGUCCACACCUCAACCGUAUCCCACCGUGGCCAACAACGUGCCUGCACCCGACGAUGCGCAGAUCGAGUCGCGCAUGCCCACCGUCUGCGUCGACUAUCUUAGUCACCAGUGGACCGACGAAGACGUGUGGAGCAGUUGGAAGGCUAUGACCAAGCAGAAGAACCAGAUCGCCAAUGGUGUCAGACUCGAAAACGCAAGUUGGCGUACGUGGGCAAAGCAGCGUGGCAAGCUCAAGACCAUCAGUCCCGAGACGCUCAACUGGCUCAAAGACAGCGACGUCACAUGGCUCUACGGCCCUCUCCAUGAGCACGUCGAGGCGGUACCUCCGCCCAAGAUGGCGACCAUGGCAGAUCGCCUCGAUCUCGACAACGGCCACCGCGUUCGCUCCAUCCUCAAGCACCGCACCAUUUCGGACAUGCUCAACACGCCGGGGAGUGCCGCUUCUCCGAAUGCCGAGCUCGAGACCAAUCCGAUCGACGAUCUCAUUGAAGAGCAAGAUCGCAAGGCAGAGGAAGAAGCUGCUGCUACAAGCCAGCGUCAGCCGCUCUUUUCGGUCAAGUCCGAUUCCAAUCUGGUCAGCAAGGUGCCCAAGCGAGCCGGAAGCUCUCCGAGCGCUAUGCCCUUGGUAUCGGCGCAGAAGAAGAUGUCGCUCAACAGCGGCCGUGCCGAUAGCCUGGGACCGGAGGAGAAGCGACACAUCAGCUUCAACCACCGUGUCGAGCAGUGCAUUGCGCUCGAUCACCAAUAUCCAGACUACGACGACUAUGACGAGGAGGAAUUUGAUGAGGAAGAGGAAGAUCCCAGCAGCGAGGACGAGGAGGUGCUCACGAUGAAGUCGAGCCCAAGGACGUCGCCGGCCAUUUCUCAUGCUUCCGCUUCAUCCUCGAAGCAGUCGGAUUUGCAAGCGACCAUCGCCAAGCUGGCUCCCACUCGUCUCAAGACGUCCGAGGUUUACCCAGCGCCCUCACCCGCAGUGGUAGACCCAAGCGGUUUCCUCGCCACUCGUGCCAACAACGGCAGCACCGUCUCGACGUAUCCAGCGCAGUACGGCUAUGCUCGUGCUGGCGUGCCACCGAGCCACGGCGACCCCACCGCACGAGGCGUCCAGUGGGACCUCGAGGACGACUUCAACGGCGACUUUGACUACUUUGACGGCCCAGACCUCGUCGACAGCUCGGGCGAUCACCACGGCAACGCCAACGGCCCGGUUUUUAAUACAGGCGACGCUGCGAGCAGCCCUGACGCUUCCAGAACCUACGGAAGCUUUUUUGACAACAGCGAGUCAGACAGGACUGACGGAUCCACCUCAUCCGCGUCGCCUCAAGACAUAGCAGCCGCAACACCGGAGCAGUCGCAAGCCAGUGUUGCCCCGCGAGGCAUUCUCAAACAUCGCAUUGUGCAUCAGACCGCCUCUGAGGACUACGACUCGCCGCGCAGCUUGGAGGCCGAGGGUGACUACGACGUGCUCGGUACCUCACAUCAGGACGCCUCGUCGUUUGGCGAGUCGUACGAGUCCUCUCGAGGUGACGACUCGCGCGAGCGGGGGCGACCAUCGCAACGCCUGGGCAGCUCUGCAAGCUACGAGCGCAUUCAGGAUGCCGCGAGGCAGACCCGUGUACGAACCAACAGCGGCACUUCUUCCGGUCACUCGCCCACCAACUCGGCAGCCAACGGCAGCUAUGAUCGCUACUCGGCCGCCUCAGCGAGCCCCGCGUCCUCCACGUCACCUGCCAACGCGCGGAGUGGUGCACGGAGUAGUGGCGAUUCCUUUCGGGCUGGCGGAGGCAAAGACGGAGCGCGAGAUGGAGCUGAUGGCUUUCGAGCUGGAGAUGCAGCUGCGCACGGAGGAAAGGCGCGUACGGUCGCGAAUCGGUCCCUGAACGAGUACGACUCGGACGGCGGGUUGGCCAGCCCCAACUUCCCAGCCAGCCCGCAGCUGGAUGGCAAGGACGACACCGGGUCGAGCCGUUCGUCGCAGGACCGCGAUGGCGACCGUUACAUGUACGGCGGCGAACGAAGCUACUGGGCGGACGACAAGAAGGGCGGGUCGAGAGCUGCAUCUGCACGGGCCAAGUCGACCUCGCCAGGCGCGGCCGGCACGGAUUUGAGUGUCGAUGUGGAGAACAUCCCGAGCAACGCCCGUCCGGUGCCAAAAGCUGUCAGCGUCACGAGCCCCGAUGGACCCGUAGAGGUGGGCCCGACACCGCUCAACACGCCGACCUUCAUCCUCGCAAGAGCGAGCGGCAAGCGUCGGUCCGGAUCCGGCACAGGCGCCGAUAUCGCCGGUGGUGGACCUUCCAGUCCGACCUUGCCCCGGAGGACCAGCGCUACAGGCGCACUCGUCGCCCCGCACAACUCGGAACCCCGCGUACCUCUUGCGCACGAUUACGUCGAGGAGGACGAGGGAGGCAUCAUCGGUCGUGCGGUUGAGAUCGUCAACACGGCGCGCGACCUCAUCGGUGCGCUGCUGGGCACGGGCGAUCGAGGUCGAUCAUGGCGCGAGGGCUGA
This is a messenger RNA of Kalmanozyma brasiliensis GHG001, 2514 nucleotides long. RefSeq lists its product as uncharacterized. The record is from RefSeq and is a predicted model, not a curated record. Gene Ontology annotation, biological process: cellular response to glucose starvation; protein catabolic process in the vacuole. Bases 1 to 2514 code for a protein of 837 amino acids. The transcript is spliced from 2 exons. NCBI's taxonomy places the organism in Eukaryota, Fungi, Basidiomycota, Ustilaginomycetes, Ustilaginales.